Molecule: messenger RNA, 2256 nt
Organism: Spizellomyces punctatus DAOM BR117
Lineage: Eukaryota; Fungi; Chytridiomycota; Chytridiomycetes; Spizellomycetales; Spizellomycetaceae
Exons: 16
Biological process (GO): intraciliary transport involved in cilium assembly
Source: RefSeq, a predicted model, not a curated record
AAUGCUAGCAAACGCAGCAACAGAGGAUGCUGUGAAGCGGAGACGAGAAGAAAGGGCACGAUUAGCCAGAAAGGAGAUCUUGGAGCAGAUGAAAGAAACAACCACCCCAUCAUCCCCAGCUUCUAAAUCAUCUUAUUGCUCAUCACGCUCAAAUAUCCCCACCCGCCCAUCAUCUGUUCUCGGAGUUCGAACCGACCGACCCGACAAAUCACUACGAAGUAGUACUGGUUCCGCUCACCUCGAUCGGAAUGCCAUCAUCUCGAAAGCCUCCGUGUAUCAAAGCUUACCAUACUUACCGACGAAAGGAGAGCAGUUUGCUUCAUCAGCAACUUCAACAGCAGAUGAAGCGAGUACGACCGCAAUAGAUGACGAUACGACUGCACAUCGUGUGGAUCGCAUCCUGGACUUUUUGAAAGAGGUGGAGGAAGAUGACGCUAAAAGUGCUGCCAGCAUCAAAGCUGGGUCAGCUGCUAUUGGGGGACUUCUCGGGACGGUGUCGGGCACGUCAAACGUUGGUACAACCGAACCCAUCAUCGGUAGCACAACUGCCGUGUUUGAUGGAGUAAAAGCCAAGAUCAUGGGACAACAAAUGGAGAUCGAGGAAAAGGGGCGUACUCUUGGCAUGCUCAAAAAAGAACUCAAGAAGGUGAAGGAGAGUUUACAUGAUCAGGCUCUGGAAUUCAAGAAGGAACUGAAAUCAAAACUAUCCCUGCAACGCAAAGAGUAUGAAACUAUCAUAAAACGACAUUUAACUUUUAUCGAUAAACUCUUGGCUGAAAAAGAAGACCUGUCAAAAAAGUGUGAGGUGCUCACUGAAGAAGUCAAGAAUCUCGAAAAGCAGUUUAGGGAUAAGUCCAGGGUUCUGGAAGAGCAGCAUGAAAAAGAUCUGAAGCAGCAGCGAGAGCUGUGGCAAGCGGCUGAAAAAGUCAAGCGCGACAAGUGGAUUCAAGAAAAGACCAAGGCUAUCAAAGAUCAAACCAUCAAAGGUCUUGAGCCCGAAAUCCAACGGAUGCUCUCUCAACAAAAGCUUCAAAUCCGGCAGAUGGAGGAAAAGUUCCGGGAAGAUCUAGCUAAAGAGAAGACCCUUUUGGCUGAGCAACAGCAGCGGCAAAUGGAAGCCAUGCGAGACCGUAUCGUGGCGGAACGACAGCGUGCGUGUGAAGAAGAGCGUGAAUUCGCGCGCCAACGCUAUCAAAAGCAGCUUGAACGGGACGAAAUGGAGUUUCAGCAACAAAAGCGCAAACUCCUCGCGGAUUUCGAUGAACAGAAGCACAUUCUUAUGGAAUCCCACAAGAUGGACCGGCAAGCUGAAGAAUCAUCACAUAGAAAACAAAUUGAAGAGCUCCGUCGUCAGGUUGACGUGGAGCGUGAUGCCAAAGAACAGGCUUUGGAAGACGCAAGAAGAAAACAAGCAACGGAACUCUCAAAUCUGCGCGAAAAGCUCGCGAUAGAAAAGGAAGAAUGGCAAACGCACUACAUGGCUAAACAAGAAGCUGAAAUGCGUAACCGUGAAAAAGCGUUCAAAGAAAAGCUUGUCCGUGAACGGGACGCAGAGAUCGAAAUGGUCGUACAACGGCUUGAAUCCGAGACAAGCUGCAAUUCGAGUGAGGCGACUAGGAGGUAUCGUAUGGAAAUUGAGCGUCUAAAAGCCGAGACGGCGGAAGAGGUCAAGCAGUUGCGAGAUCAACAUAGUUUAGCCAUUGACAAGCUUCUCGCUGCACAAAACGAGCUUCGCGCAAUUGAAGAUGCCAAGCGAGAUUUGGAAAAACAGGUCAUCCAGGUGCAGCAUGAGUCAACAGCAAAGGAUAACCUCAUUCGCCAACAAAAGAACGAGCUCUCCCGCCUCAAGGUCGAUGAAGAAACCCUAAUGCAAACGAUACGACGCGACUUUGAAGAACAGCUAGAUGCCAAAGAAGCAACUUUACGUGCUCUCGCGGAUCAAAUCGCGGAGCAUGACGAAAAAAUAGCAAUUCUACAAAGAAAGCAUCGCAAUGAAGUUGAGGAGGUGGUCAAUGAGAAGGACCAAACAGUGAACCUCAUAGAAGAACGAGUCCGAAAAGCGCUGGCGCUUAAAGACGAGUUGGUCACUAGUUUGAAGUCACAGGUGGAGGACCUCAGUAUCAAAAACACACAUCUUGAACGGUUGAUCGAGAAGCAGCGACAGGAACUUUUGAGUUAAAAGUAGAGUCACUUGACAAGCCAAUUCAUGUAAUUAACUGCAUCUGAAAAUAUAAUUCUAUUACAAGUACAUACACA